AUGGGCAGCGGAGCCAGCGCUGGCCAUCACCCCCGAGGGGAUCCUCCUCAUGAUGAACUGGGUCGCUUCAUGGCGCUGGUGGACAGUGAGAGGCAUGAGAAGCAGUGGCUGGCCAAGCAGUAUGAUACGAAGUGCCGGGAGGCCGCGCAACUCCGGCAAGAGCUGGAGGCGUUGUAUCAACGCCUCUACGAUGGAGACGGCGCCGCUCAUCGGCGUGGGGCAUCGACUUCGAUGCCAUUGGUCAAAGAAGAGGACGGUCCAGCGAGCCCCAUGAGCCCAUCGACCAUCCCUUCCGGGGGCUCGGGCUUAUGCGAUCGCCGUGGCUUACACCUGUCCUUGGAUACUCGACCGGCACCCAAUGCCCAGCGGGAAAAAGCUGCGAAGGUUUCUGAGGAUGCGCCGAAAAGCCCCGAGAAGCAGGACCGACGAAGGUCUCUGGAGCUUCCCAAGCCCUCAGCCCUGGCCGAGGCACGGCGCCGGCGCAACAGCGCCUUGGGCUCGCCGGCGGAUGCGGAGUUCUUGGGCGGCCUCAGCAUUCAGGUGGUGAGGUCUCACGCGGACCUGAGCGACCUUCCACCAUCGCCGAAGGGAAUGCUGCGAAGCCAAAAGACCUGGGCUGCUUGGCAUCGAAAAGCGGCUUUCUGUGGCUUGAAGACGGUCUUGGAGCUUCGCGAACCGUGCGAGGCUGCGGAGGGCACUGGCGACCGUGACCCGCUGGGCCUACGAGGUCUUCGCCACGUGAUGCUCGCCGGACUGGUCAAGGCCUUGCUGGAUCUUGGCUUGGAGCUGUUGCUGCCUGCCAGCUGCUGGGUCGAGGAGGGCUCCAACAUCCCAGCGGUGGCCAGGCGAGCCAAAGGCUAUCGCAAGCCUUCAGCCCAAGUGCCAUCAGCAGUGGAGGAGCUGGCCAGUGCGGAAUUUCUGCAACGACUGCGUGAUGGUGGGCCCCAGGCUGAGAGGUCUGAGGAUUUGCCUGAUGUGGACGCCAAUUGGGUGGCUGAAAAUGCCAAUGAGACUGCACGUAAUGUGGUCACUGCGCUGUGCCAACAUCGCUUUGGAGAGAAGGUCACGGUCGACGAGGUCAUUGCUGGCCCCCCCGGCAGCCAAAGGCACCGAGUUCAUCGUGACACUGGCGCUUUCUGA
Durusdinium trenchii is the source of this 1140-nucleotide messenger RNA. The record is from the annotation of a GenBank genome assembly. Lineage: Eukaryota; Dinophyceae; Suessiales; Symbiodiniaceae.